AUGCUCCACACGUUCGUCUUUUCAUUAGGUGCCUCGGGCAGUUUCUCAGCCAGCUGUUGCACCUUUCGUAAGAAGCCAGAUCCGCGCUACCCGAUGGAGACCCGCUGGUUCCCGCAAGUGAACGAUUCCUCCUGCAGUGAAUGUCGACAUUUACAUCUCUUGCAGAGGAUACCAGCUGACUCGUCCUAUCCCGAGGAUUUCUACAAACCACCUUCGAAAACAGAUACAAAAGCUUGUGCCGAUCCAUUAGGAAUGGAGAAUGGAGACAUUCCUACGGACAAUCUGUUUGUCUCUGAUGCAGGUCCUCCCGGCUACGACAAACGGAAGGCUCGGCUGAAUUAUCCGGCUGCCUGGUGUGCAAGGCCCGUAGAUACAAACCAAUGGAUCCGUGUCGACUUAGGCAAAUCAACUACAGUGACAGGACUCAUCACACAAGGAAGGUCCUACAGUGAUGUCUGGACCAAGACAUACAAAGUCAAGUACAGCUCAGAUAACGCGGCCUGGGCCUAUGUCACUGACAAAACCGGCAACCCAAAAGUGUUUCCAGGAAACACGGAUGAUGACUCUCAAGUAACUGUCUAUUUCCCGGCGCCUCUGCACACUCGCUUCAUCCAAAUUGAACCUCAGUCUUGGACAAGGUAUAUCUGCAUUCGCUUUGAGCUGCUUGGUUGUAAAGGUAAGAUUGUCAACUCCUUUUAA
Patiria miniata (bat star) is the source of this 699-nucleotide messenger RNA. Its product is annotated as retinoschisin-like. The coding region runs from base 1 to 699 and encodes 232 amino acids. The transcript is spliced from 4 exons. Lineage: Eukaryota; Metazoa; Echinodermata; Asteroidea; Valvatida; Asterinidae. The record is from RefSeq and is a predicted model, not a curated record.